CUUUAUCAUCACUCUCUGCCAUUUGCCGUCCCGAGCGUCAUUCUUGCUGCUGUUGUUGCCUAUUGCAGCCCUUCCUUGCUGCGUCACUUCCAUUCGAACUCUCCCCCAUUUUAUACCUUCCCGUAUUCCAAGCAACGGAAGGGGCAUAAUCGACGAGGAGUGGAGACGUAUUAUUGCUGUCACUAUGGACGAGGAACAAGAGAGCGAAGAUGUGGCCAUCGGACACCUCAAGAAGCAUAUCGAUGCUCUUGGACCUGACGUAUACGCCAUCCAUCUAUCGCAGGAUAGCGAAUUAGUCUCGGUCUCUACCAACCCCGAAGAUGACGAAGCGACCUGCGUGUACUAUCCUCCGCUACAGGCGAUUCUGCGACCCGACCAUGUCAAGACUGUGCUCCGUUUGGAUCUACUCGAGCUGGAUCGACUUUCUCCAAAUGUCGACCUUGUUUCGUAUACGCCAUGCGCCAACGCCACAGAAACAAGAAAAGCAGUCUUUAAGUACUACUUCCUCUUCCAGUUCCUUCACAAGCUGUGGCAUGAGAUUAACUUGUGGAUGCGCCUCCCCUCGCAUCCAAACCUUGUACCGUUCGACCGACUUGUGCUUGACAAGCUAUAUGGCCAUGUCGUCGGCUUUACAAGCCUUUACAUCCCUGGCGGCACGAUAAGCGAGAACAAGUCACGUUUGUUUAAGCUAGAGUGGCUCCGGCAGUUGACUUGCGUCAUCGACGACUUGAAUCUCAAGUACGGCAUUGUUCACCAGGAUGUUGCUGCGCGGAAUCUUCUUAUCAACCCUAAGACAGACGCCUUAUGCUGUUCGACUUCAACUAUAGCGGCCGGAUCGGUGGCAUUGGACACGCAGAGGACCGAGAUGACGUGAAAGGCGUCAUAUUUACCCUUUACGAAAUCAUCACCCGCGACAUCCAUUUCCGGGAUAUUCCUUAUGAUCAACAAAAUCCAGCCGAUGUAGAACGGCUAGAAGAGUGGAUGCAGCAUCCGGAUGUUAAGCUUGACCAUUCU
Phialemonium atrogriseum is the source of this 1014-nucleotide messenger RNA. RefSeq lists its product as uncharacterized. The transcript is spliced from 2 exons. NCBI's taxonomy places the organism in Eukaryota, Fungi, Ascomycota, Sordariomycetes, Cephalothecales, Cephalothecaceae. The record is from RefSeq and is a predicted model, not a curated record. Gene Ontology annotation, biological process: protein phosphorylation. Gene Ontology annotation, molecular function: protein kinase activity. The coding region runs from base 185 to 874 and encodes 229 amino acids.